AUGACUAUCGAAGAAUUUAUAUAUAAAUCUGGUGUGGCGGGAGUCUCUGAACCUGAAAUGGAUACUUUUACUGUAAAUUUUACGUAUAAGACAAGUGUAAGGUCUAUACCUGAUUCUUGGGAUUGGUCAAAAUUAGGGAAAGUAUCAGCAGUUGGAAAUCAGGGCUCUUGUAGAUCUUGUUGGGCAUAUAGUGCCACGGGCGUAAUGGAAGGACAAUACGCUAUUAAAUACAAAAAACUAGUAACCCUUUCAACUCAACAGUUGAUUGACUGUAUGCAUCAAGGAAAAGGGUGCUUGGACAGCAUGACAUUUCCCCACAUUGCAAUUAAUUCAGCAGCAAAGAAAGGAGGUAUUAUGCCAGAUUCUGAAUACCGCUACCUGGGUUUCCAGACAGCUUGUCGUUUCGAUGUAACAAGGGCAGUUGCAAGGAUUAAAAAUGCUCUUAGAUAUGUCGUCACCGGUGAAGAGCAACUGCGAGAAUUGGUAUACAGUUAUGGACCAGUAGCAGCAGGAUUUUUAAUUAGCAGUGGUUUCCCGAAAUACAGAAGAGGGAUUGCAACGGCUGAAAAUUUUCAGUGUAACGUUAGAAGAUUACUAAAUCAUUCCGUGCUUAUUGUUGGAUUUGGGACUGCUGAAGGGGUCCCCUAUUGGAUAAUCAAGAAUAGUCAUGGUGCCCAUUGGGGAGAACAGGGCUACUUCAGACUAAAGAGAGGAGACAACCCCUGCAAUCUAAUGGACUAUAUUGCCACUGUUUAUCUGUUGUGA
This is a messenger RNA of Hyposmocoma kahamanoa, 765 nucleotides long. RefSeq names its product pro-cathepsin H-like. The record is from RefSeq and is a predicted model, not a curated record. Gene Ontology annotation, molecular function: cysteine-type endopeptidase activity. Bases 1 to 765 code for a protein of 254 amino acids. Gene Ontology annotation, cellular component: lysosome. Lineage: Eukaryota; Metazoa; Arthropoda; Insecta; Lepidoptera; Cosmopterigidae. The transcript is spliced from 5 exons.